Messenger RNA from Lingula anatina, 4170 nucleotides. RefSeq names its product cilia- and flagella-associated protein 337. NCBI's taxonomy places the organism in Eukaryota, Metazoa, Brachiopoda, Lingulata, Lingulida, Lingulidae. The record is from RefSeq and is a predicted model, not a curated record. Gene Ontology annotation, molecular function: calcium ion binding; protein binding.
CAACUGCUUAUUUGAAUGAAUAACAAUUUAGGUGAUGUCGUAGCCAGGUUUGAGACUAGUUACUAGAGAAGAAGGCAAUGCUAUGACCAGCGCAGUAAAUAGAAGGAUUUUCAUGGGAUUUUUGUGGUUUAUUACUUUAUUUGGACCCUCGUCUAGGACAGAGAGCGUACUUCAUGGGUAGCAUGAAUGUAUUGCGAAGUAGGGACGAGACAUUUUAUUUUACAUAAGCCGUUGAUGAGUUACCUGGCUUCAGUUUCUAACACAUAGAUUAAGACUUGUUUUGAGAACUCCCAACCCGGUGAGAUUUUGUUGACGUUGUGGACACAGGGUGUAUAAACUUGGUGCUUAUUUCACAUCAAAGGUAUACAGGACAUCUGACUACAUGGUGCUUGGUUGUUGGAAUGAAUCAAAAGGAGAUUGAUUUUCAAUGCUGAGAUGGUCUCAUUUUGUGUCAAAUGAAAACUGCCAUUGUUACAUUUCACAGGUUUUCUUGUGCAGUGUCAUUUUAAGAAAAUCGCAAAAUGUCAGACGAUCAGUACUCUGAGGAUGGCGACAGGUCCUUGUCACCAACAAGUUCUGUGUCAUCUUCUUCAACCAUUGACAAAGCUCCCAAAACGGACAGCAAAGCUUUUUAUACACAGAUACCAAACGCAUUGUAUACUGGUGAGAAUGGAAUUGAAGAGGAUGAAGAAGCCAGGAGAGAGAAAGAUGAAAAUGAAAAGUUUGAGAAAGCUUUAGCAGAAGAUGCUUUGAAAAAGAAGAUUGAAGAAAAGAUCAACAUUGACACACUGAACCUGUUGAAGCAGGCGUUUGAGGAAGCUGAUGAGGAUGGAUCAGGAGAGUUAGAUCUAGACGAGUUUAAAGUUCUACUGAAGAGUAAGCUCAAACUUGAAGGGACCAAGGAACAACAAAUUGAUGCCUUAUUUUACAAAAUUGACUACUCUUCUGAUGGGCUCAUCACAUGGGAUGAGUUCUGUACAUACAUGCAGCUGGAGUAUGCUGAGAAGGAAGAUUCAUACAGGCGACUUAAAGAUGUGUCCUUCCAGCUGCCUGCCAGGAUAGAAACAACGCCUCACAGGGACACUGUGCUUAAGAUAACUGACGCGUCAGACGGGACCAUUCUUGCUUGUAGCCAGGAUGGCACUGUGUCUUUCUGGAAUGGCAAUCUUGAUUUGAAGAGAGUCAGGUCUAUUGUGCCCAAUGAUCCUGCCAUGAAACCCAAGCAGAAGUGGAUCACAGACAUGGUCCUGAUGCCACAGUUUAACAAAAUCAUUGUAGUUACAGGGGACCGUGAGAUCCAGUUUUAUGAGCUGUCAUCUUUUGAACCCUACUGCCAGAUCAGUGGACUGGAGACUGUGCCUCUCAAGAUUGAUUACUGUGGCACAGGUCCUGAUGAGUGUUUGAUCCUGUAUGGGGAUAGUAUUGGCUGUAUCAACAUCCUGUCCAUAGAGAACACAGGGGAGUGCCUGAGGCUGUGGAAGAAGAUGCCCAAGGUGGAGGGGAUAGCCACAGUGGGGAUAGAGGCCGUGGCUGGGGGAGGAAUGACCAAGUUCAUCAGGUGGAAGGUCCAUGGAGACUGGGUUCAGGAGGUGAAGUACUAUGAUGAAAUUGGACAGGUGAUUUCUUGUUCUAAUCAUUCCCAGACAGCACUAGUCAUAGGUUGUACAUCAGGUAGUACCAAUGUUGACCAGCAGUUGAAGGACACCAAGGACUCAAACACACUGGUGGAUAACUCCUCCAAGGGUAAAAACAAGACGAACACGGCUUAUGCUGUUCCUAAAGAACGCCUCCCUUCAGACCAACAUGUCUUCAGGGUGUAUAAAGGAGUGAAGACUUUUGCUUUCUCUAAGGAUAAGAACACCCUGGUGACAGGAGGUAUGGACAGGAUAGUAAGAAUGUGGAACCCUUAUGUGCCAGCGAAACCAACAGGGAUGCUACGAGGUCACAAUGCUCCCAUUUUCUACUUGUUUGUUUCUGAGGAAGAUGACAGGAUCUUCAGUAUUUCCACAGACAAAUGUGUGAAGGUCUGGGAUAUUCAAGACCAGAACUGUCUGGUAACAGUACGUCCAAAGAGUCACAAAAUCCGGGGUGACUUGCAGUCCUGCUAUUACUCUGCCCCUAACAAAUGUCUAGUAGUGGCCACUGACCAAAUAUCUCUACUGGCCAUCAAGUCCAGGCCAAUCUUACAAGCAGAAAUAGUCCUGACUCACAGAGACCCAGUCCAUACAGCCAGAUACAACCCUCAGUUCAAACAAAUCAUCACAUGCUCAGCUGCCUCAACAGUGAAGCUAUGGGAUUUUGAAAGUGGCAACCCAAUCUUUGACUUCAGUAAUGCUCAUGGGGAUGCUGCCAUCACAUGUUUGUGCUUUGAUAACACAGGCAGAAGGUGUAUCACUGGUGCCAGAGAUGGCUGUCUUAAAAUAUGGAACUACAACAAUGGACAUUGUCUCAGGGUUUUAAUGAAAGAGUCUGGCAAUGAUGAGAUUUGUUCCUGUGCAUAUAUAGAAAUGAACAAGAAUAGGAAGUUACUUGAUGUUAACACAGAAAUUGAAAUCAGACCACAGAGGUAUGUGGUAUCUGUGGGCUGGGACCAUAGAGUCAAUAUCUACUCUGAUGACCAAGACGAUGAUGAUGUCAGACAUACCAUUGACCCACAGCCUCCUUGGCAGGAUGACCUGGAAAAUGGUCAUAAGGAGGACAUUCUUUCUGUGGCUUUCUGUCCACCCAAUCUUCUGGCCACGUCCAGUUAUGAUGGAGAGGUCAUUGUAUGGAACAUGGUGUCUGGACACAUCUUCUGCCACCUGUUUGCUCCAGUACCUAAGGGAUACAAAGACCAGUCAUUGGAUGGCGACUUAAGCAUCAACAAGCUGUUGUUUUUGAGAUCCCGAGCAUACAAGAAGGAUGCAGCAUCUCUCAUUGCAGGAGGACCCAGAGGUUACCUUCACUUCUGGAAUGUGUUCCAUGGAGGUUCUCUGUACGCCCAGUUUACAGGGACCAAACACACAGGUGCUAUGGUCACAGCCAUGGAGUUAUACAAGAAUGACACCAUUCUGUUCACUGCUGACAGUGUGGGAUUCAUCUACUGUUGGAAUGUGGAAGGUUACUGUGCUAAGAGCAAGGCAACUGACUCACCAGAGUUGAUAACCUACUGGCGUGGUCAUGUAGAGAGUAUAACCAAUAUAGAUGUAAUUGAAGAACACAAAAUGAUGAUCAGCUCUUCUCUAGACUGUACAGUAAGACUCUGGACAAUAGAGGGACAUUAUGUUGGUACAUUAGGCCAGCCAGACCCCUGGGAUGUGUUCAACCCCAAUACCUUCCAACACCCCAUGGUGCCCUAUGACGUCCUGGUGGACCCCAAGAGCUUGCCGUCCCACCCUGUCAUAGCAGGAAAACUGAACUUGGAGGAGGUUCUACAUGGUGAUAAGAAGAAAGAUAAGGUAGAAGAGAAGAUCCCGCCAGCCCCUGUAUAUGGUGAACAGACUUCUUAUUUUGUGGAUGAUGCCACUAUAGCAGAACAGAUCAAACAGAAACCCUUCAAUAAGGGGACAGGGAAAAGAGUCAGGCAUGAGCGUAUGAAAGCGCGCCAGAUGAAGAUUGAUCGUGAUGGUCCCAGUGAAUACAGACUUCUACAGACAUUCCCCCUGGUGGAAACUCCAGACAUUAAACCCCCUGAGAUAUCAGGACACAAUGACGACCCUUUCAAUUUUUACGAUGAUUGAGCAUGUUUAGAGACAGCCAACCAGGGUUAGGAUAAUUGAAAUAAUGGUGAAUAGAAGGUGGAAUACAAGCGAUUCCAGAGCUGUCCUUGGUAGCACUGAAUAUACCAGCAGUUACACAGGCAAUAGCAGUUCCAGUUGCAAGGGAUAUUUUCAAUCCAACAUGAUGAGUCACUAAAUUGAAAAAAAAAAAUAACAAGCUGUUUUAGGGACAGGUUAACUCCAGUCAACUUCAUGUUAAGCACCUUUCUUUUGAUUAUUUGUCAUCGCAUGCUUGCCAUUGCUUCUCUCCUUGCUUGGACCAUAUAUGUACAUGAGGAUUGUUUUCAACAAUACAUUGGCAUAAGAUACAGCUUAAUAUUGCAUAAGUAACAAAUAUGAAAAUAAUUUUUACAUGAAAUUGGACCACAUUAUUACUGUUUUUCUAAGCUUUGUCACACGAUUGUUUGGAAUU